This is a messenger RNA of Helobdella robusta, 765 nucleotides long. RefSeq lists its product as hypothetical. NCBI's taxonomy places the organism in Eukaryota, Metazoa, Annelida, Clitellata, Rhynchobdellida, Glossiphoniidae. The transcript is spliced from 5 exons. Gene Ontology annotation, molecular function: N-acetyl-beta-glucosaminyl-derivative 4-beta-N-acetylgalactosaminyltransferase activity. Gene Ontology annotation, biological process: carbohydrate metabolic process; glycosphingolipid biosynthetic process. Bases 1 to 765 code for a protein of 254 amino acids. The record is from RefSeq and is a predicted model, not a curated record.
AUGAACUCUACAACUGAAAAUCUUUUCAAGAGCCUAACUUCGAAAAUUGAGUUAGGCGGUUCAUGGAGACCAAAGAACUGCAUAUCAAGACACAAAGUGGCCAUCAUCAUACCCUUCAGGGAUAGAGAGGACCAUUUAAAUGUUUUGUUAUCUUUGUUACACAACAUGUUGCCGAGACAACUGCUUGAUUAUAGAAUCUAUGUCGUUGAACAAAUUGGCAACGACACAUUCAACAAAGCCCAGCUGAUGAAUGCUGGCUUCCUGGAAGCUUCCAAGCAGAACGAUUUCCACUGCUAUAUCUUUCAUGAUGUCGACUUGCUGCCGGAAGAUGAUCGAAACUUGUACACCUGCUCCAACCAGCCCAAACAUCUCUCUGUCGCUAUAGAUGAGAUGAAAUAUAAAUUGGCUUACAAAGAGCUUGUGGGCGGAGUUCUCAACAUUCGCAAGGAACAUUUCCUAGCAGUUAAUGGCUACUCCAACUUGUACUGGGGCUGGGGUGCUGAAGAUGACGACAUGGCUUACAGAAUAUUAUUUGCUGGCCUGAGGAUAACACGACCUCCAUAUAGAAUUGCCAGGUACAAGAUGAUCAAACACAUCAAACGAAAGCCGGCUGACUUCAAUACACGUACAAAGUUGUUGUACAGUGGCCUGAAAAGAUUUCAGAAGGAUGGCUUAAACAGUAUCAACUGCACCAUUGUGAACAUUACGAGUAGUCAAUAUUAUACCAAAAUAUUAGUGGACGUCAGCAAGGAUAUGAUGACAUGA